UAGGCUAGGAGGAAUUACACAGGGCCACGACGUUAGUCUUGUAUGGUAUAACUUUCUGUUCUCUUUUUGAAAAAGCUUUAUUUUAGUAAUUAUUUUAAUAUUGAUUAAAAGAGGGUGGACUUAAGUAUAUAUUUAGAUUUACAACAGUUUUCUUCGAAGGUAGUGUUAGGUACCCAACUACAUCGGCAAGCUAGCUAGCCGAGAAGCUGAACAACUAGCUACCCAGUCUGUUGGUGUCUCAAAACUUCAAUUUGCUGCAACACCUCAAGCAAAGAAAGCACUAUCAAGAAACGAAGACACAAAAAUGAGUGCCCCCUCUUCGCAAAAAGUCGUGCUGAAAAGCACCACCAAGGUGUCCUUGAAUGAGCGCUUCACAAACAUGCUGAAGAACAAGCAGCCGACGGCUGUCAGCAUCAGAGCCACUAUGCAGCAGCAGCACAUGGCCAGCGCGCGCAACCGACGCCUCGCGCAGCAGAUGGAGAACCGUCCGUCUGUGCAGGCCGCGCUGCAGCACAAACAGAGCCUGAAGCAGCGGCUGGGGAAGAGCAACAUUCAGGCCAGGCUGGGCCGGCCCAUCGGGUCGCUCAUGCGAGGGGGAGCCGGAGGACGGGGCUUUGUCGCCGGGGGACUGCGCGGAGCCGCGCGAGGAGGACUUAGGGGUCGCGGAGGCCGAGGGGGAACUUUGAGGGGCGCGAUGUCUCUGAGGGGUGGAGGUCAGAUGAGAGGCAGAGGAGGCGUAGGCAGGGUCGGGCUGCGCCGCGGCAUGCGUCAGCGCGGAGGGCCAGUCGGCAAAGGAGCCGUCCUCGGAGGACGAGGCGCUGGACGUGGUGGAGCAGGAGGGAGAGGACGCGGUGGCCUGAAGGGCCGCGGUGGUUUCGCCGGCAGAGGCCGUGGGCGUGGCCGAGGAAGAGGCGCUGGACGCCCCGUUGUCACACGGGAACAGCUAGACAACCAGCUAGACGCCUACAUGUCCAAAACCAAAGGCCAUCUGGACGCAGAGCUGGAUGCCUACAUGGCUCAGGCAGAUCCCGAGAGCAUGGAGUAAACGCACCAGGGCCGAGGGAGAGCGUGUGUGCAGUGUUGGAAAUCUACAGAAAGAGAGACUCAUUUAACAAACCUGACUUAUCGUACCGACUCCUGCCAGCACACACACUGACCCUGGUACUUUAGGUCCAACACAUUAAAUAUCAUGUCGUAGAGUUUUAUACAGCAGUGCACAUAGUCGAUAUUCGCUUGUCUCCACAUUGCAGUGAAGUAGCUUGUGAGAGUACAGCUGCGUGAUCACCCAUCUGCAAGUUAUACAGGAAACCCCCCUUGUGUUUUUCUUAAGUUAAACUCAGCAGAAAGACCAGUGUGGAUUGAUUUGUUGGUAUGUCUAACUCUCACCCUAGUCUGUAAACAUGGACGACAACAACAAAACAACAACCCCGCCCUCAAAAAAACAAAAAAAAAAAAUACUGAAGAGAGAAAAAAAAAAACCAAAACCUUUUUUUUUCCCAGAUGUGGACUCUUGUUUUGGUGUAUCUGAGUUAGGUAGGUAUGGUUAUACUGACCUGUGUUUGUGUUACCUGGCUUUAAUGAGGGCAGGAGUGAACUCCACAAAAGAGCCCUUGAAUGUGAAGGCUUUCACUCUGAACGGACUCUGAAGAUGACAUACUUUCAUCGCUCGUCUCUGAACGCUGAAUUUCAGGCCGGCGUCCUGGUUUUUCGGUUCAACUGGACUUUCCCAAAAAAAAAAAAAAAAAAGUGAACUCUCAGCCUGUAUUUGUCAAAAUAGCCAUUUUGUCCAGACACACUAGUUGUCACUAUUCAGUAUGUUUUAAAAAAUGUCACUUCCCUUUUAUUGUAAUUGAAUUUUUACUAUGUUUUUAGGUUAGAAUUUUACAUUGAAGGUUAUACUGUUCACUUGGUUUGGAGAAUUGUCAAAUGCGGAAUAACAGAUGAUCUUAUUGUAAGCCAUUGGUAUUGUUUUGGCUUUUGUUUUUUUGUU
Molecule: messenger RNA, 1990 nt
Organism: Chanos chanos (milkfish)
Lineage: Eukaryota; Metazoa; Chordata; Actinopteri; Gonorynchiformes; Chanidae
Gene: chtopa
Product: chromatin target of PRMT1a
Exons: 6
Coding region: 305-1045 (246 amino acids)
Source: RefSeq, a predicted model, not a curated record